AUGGCUACCCAAGGAGAACCUCAAGUCCAGCUCAAACUUGUACUGGUUGGCAAAGGUGGUACUGAAAAAACUACGUUUCUGAAAUGUCCUCUGACUGGUGAAUCUGAGUAUAAGUAUGUAGGCACCUUGGGUGUUGAGGUCCAUCCCCUUGUGUUCCAUACCAACAGAAGACUUAUGGAGUUCAAUGUAUGGACUACAGCUGGUCAGGAGAAAUUUGGUGGGCUGAGAGUUGGCUAUUACAUCCAAGCCCAGGGUGCCAUUAUAAUGUCUGAUGUAACAUCAAGGGUUACUUGUAAGAAUGUGCCCAGCUGGCAUAGAGAUCUGGUACAAGUAUGGGAAAACAUUCCCAUGCUGCUGUGUGGCAACAAAGUGGACAUGAAGGACAGGAAAGUUAAGGUGAAGUCUAUUAUCUUCCACUGAAAGAAGAACUGUUAGUACUGUAAUUCUGCCAAAAGUAACUACAACUUUGAAAAGUCCCUCCUGUGGCUUGUUAGAAAAUUAAUUGGAGACCCUAACUUGGAGUUGGUCGCCAUGCCUGCUCCUGCCCCACCAGAGGUUGUCACGGAGCCAAUUUCGGCAGCCCAGCAUGAGCAUAACCUAGAACUUGCUCAGAAAACGGCUCUCCUGGAUGCACCCACAACCCAGCAUCAGAAGUCUGGUUUUCUAGGCCGGAGUCUGUGA
Molecule: messenger RNA, 681 nt
Organism: Lontra canadensis (Northern American river otter)
Lineage: Eukaryota; Metazoa; Chordata; Mammalia; Carnivora; Mustelidae
Product: GTP-binding nuclear protein Ran-like
Biological process (GO): ribosomal subunit export from nucleus; protein import into nucleus
Cellular component (GO): nucleus; cytoplasm
Molecular function (GO): GTPase activity; GTP binding
Source: RefSeq, a predicted model, not a curated record